Molecule: messenger RNA, 1835 nt
Organism: Condylura cristata (star-nosed mole)
Lineage: Eukaryota; Metazoa; Chordata; Mammalia; Eulipotyphla; Talpidae
Gene: TNFRSF19
Product: tumor necrosis factor receptor superfamily, member 19
Exons: 10
Coding region: 224-1480 (418 amino acids)
Biological process (GO): positive regulation of JNK cascade; positive regulation of canonical NF-kappaB signal transduction
Cellular component (GO): plasma membrane
Molecular function (GO): protein binding; signaling receptor activity
Source: RefSeq, a predicted model, not a curated record
UGGGCUACCAGAGAGCGCGAGGCCCGCGGCACUUGCAAGCUCUCGGCUUAAUGCUCUGGAGAGGACCCGGGAUAAGACUCUGUGCCUUACACCCAGCACCCAGCCUAGUUCCGAGAGCUCCGGUGCAUCAGACUCCAGCCCGGAUCUAGGACUGAGAGCGGGGCCGACGGGGCUGCUCAAGUGACAGGAAAGGACACCUCAACAGUAAAUACAUUUAAUAAGAAUGAUGGCUUUAAAAGUAUUAAAAGAACAGGAGAAAGUAUUUUUCACCAUUGUAGUUUUACUAAUGUAUUUGGUAUGUAAAGGAAUUUGUGAAACAGGAGACUGUAGACAACAAGAAUUCAGGGAUCGAUCUGGAAACUGUGUUCUCUGCAAGCAAUGUGGGCCAGGCAUGGAGUUAUCUAAGGAAUGUGGCUUUGGCUACGGGGAGGAUGCCCAGUGUGUGACGUGCAGGCCUCACAGGUUCAAGGAACACUGGGGCUUCCAGAAGUGCAAGCCGUGCCUGGACUGUGCACUGGUGAGCCGCUUCCAGAAGGCUAACUGUUCUGUCACCAGCGACGCCGUCUGUGGGGACUGCUUGCCAGGAUUUUACAGGAAGACCAAACUUGUUGGCUUUCAAGACAUGGAGUGUGUGCCGUGUGGGGACCCUCCUCCUCCUUAUGAACCACACUGUACCAGCAAGGUCAACCUUGUGAAGAUCCCAUCCACAGCCUCCAGCCCUCGGGACACAGCCCUGGCUGCGGUUAUCUGCAGUGCCCUGGCCACUGUCCUGCUGGCCCUGCUAAUUCUCUGCAUCAUCUAUUGCAAGAGACAGUUCAUGGAGAAAAAACCCAGCUGGUCUCUGAGAGCACAUGACAUUCAGUACAACGGUUCUGAACUGUCAUGUUUUGACAGACCUGGGCUCAGCGAAGCUACACCCAGACCAUGUUGCCAAUACCACCGGGACUCAGCCCAGACCUGCGGGCCUGUGCAUUUGAUUCCAUCCUUGUGCUGUGAUGAGGCCUGUAGUGUUGACCGAAUGACCCUGGGCUGCAGGGUACAUUCCAAGGCCACUCUCCAGGAGAGACAUGCAGGUCCAGUGGGGGAGAUGAUGCCGAGUUUCUUUGUGUCCUUUACAAGGUCCGUCUGUGGCGAGUUUUCAGAUGCUUGGCCUCUGAUGCAAAAUCCCACUUGUGAUGAUGACAUCUCUUUUUGUGACUCUUACCCUGAACUCACUGGAGAAGAUAUUAAUUCUCUCAUUCCAGAAAAUGAAAGCUCAACUUCCUUGGAUUCAAACAGUAGUCAGGAUUUGGUUGAUGGAGCUAUUCUAAUUCAAGCUCAUUCUGAAAAUUUUACAAAAACAACUGUUUGCUCUAGACAUAACAACUCACAGAGAGAAACAACAUUAUCUCAGGAUACUCUAACUACUAGAAGCCAGCUAGAUCAAGAAAGAGGUGAUAUCGUUAACCUAACCACUCAAACAUCCAUCCAGGAAGCUUAAAGGACUUGCAUGGACCCCCAAAGGGCACGCACUCCUCCACUUAAGCUUAUGGACUGAGCACAGUCUGGACCUUGCAUGGCUUCUGGGGAAAAAAAUAAAUCUGAACCAAACUGAUGACAUUUUAAGCCUUUCAUCCAGUUGCUUCUGAGCCAGAUCAGCUGUAAGCUGAAACCUCAAGGAAUAACAGGAAGACUCCAAGCACUUGUGAUACUUUGCAUCUUUCCUAAUAUGAAGCUUCCAAACUGUGUGGCUUUGAAGACUAAUGGGUCAAGUCUGUAGCCUUUGAAAUAAUGGACACAGAGCAAGAAACAGAAGUGGUCCGUGCUUAUUUUCAUGUGAAUGUGACUUUAUAAGA